Messenger RNA from Diorhabda carinulata, 842 nucleotides. RefSeq names its product proteasome assembly chaperone 2. The transcript has a single exon. Gene Ontology annotation, cellular component: cytosol; nucleus. Lineage: Eukaryota; Metazoa; Arthropoda; Insecta; Coleoptera; Chrysomelidae. The coding region runs from base 80 to 793 and encodes 237 amino acids. Gene Ontology annotation, biological process: proteasome assembly. The record is from RefSeq and is a predicted model, not a curated record.
AAUCUAACCUAUAAAAUUUUGAUUUGUUUAUGAUUAGUCAUUUAUAGUUGAUAUCAAAAAUCUAGGUAUAUAAUAGAAGAUGCCUCCGAUAUUAAAAUUUUUUGAAAAUGUAGAUCUAAAUGAAUUUACACUGUUAAUUCCGAGCGUUUCAGUGGGCAAUGUUCCACAGUUAACAUUGGAUCUACUCAUUAAAACAUUCGAUUUUCAAAAAAUUGCAUCGUUGUGGCAUCCUUCAAUAGUUUCUUCUGUUGGCGCAGAUCCUUAUGAUUUUAGUUCACCUAAAAUCUGUAUGGCAUGUGAAUUGUAUUCAAAUGAAAAGUUAAAAGUGGCUUGCAUGCAGUUGAGGUCUACAUUAGAUUCAAAAAUGGCAAACAAAUUUUUUGAAGACAUCUAUAAUUGUAUAAACAACUUGAAUUUUAAGCAAAUUAUCAUUUUAUCCAGUGCGUUCGAUUACGAAUUACCGAAUAUUAAUAAAAAGAGAUUCUAUUUUUUGGAUAAUUUGCAAAAUAAUGUGUGUAACAUACCAGAUAUGGAGCAACUAGACAAAGAUCUAUCUGGCAAAUAUCGUGUAAAUGGUGCAGGAUUUGCCUUGAAUCUAUAUGCAGUGUUAUCAAAAGGAUUAAAAUGUAUAUUGUUGGGAAAAUACAUCAGUGAAGGUGAUAAUCGACCAGAUGCACAGGCCGUGUUAGAAAAAGUACUUCAGGUGUUACAUGUGAAAAUGCCAAAAAUGAUUCAAUAUCCUAGAUCUUGGGAUUUGGUUUUUGGUGGCCCUCCACCUAUUGGAAUAUAUUGAACAAAUUUAUAAUCAUUAUCAAUUUAUUGAAUAUAAGUAUUUGUCAUAA